Messenger RNA from Cephus cinctus (wheat stem sawfly), 3996 nucleotides. RefSeq names its product synaptic functional regulator FMR1 (gene Fmr1). NCBI's taxonomy places the organism in Eukaryota, Metazoa, Arthropoda, Insecta, Hymenoptera, Cephidae. Gene Ontology annotation, molecular function: mRNA 3'-UTR binding; translation regulator activity; protein homodimerization activity. Gene Ontology annotation, biological process: regulation of mRNA stability; central nervous system development; regulation of modification of synaptic structure. The record is from RefSeq and is a predicted model, not a curated record. The transcript is spliced from 15 exons. Gene Ontology annotation, cellular component: dendritic spine; neuronal cell body; nucleus. Bases 103 to 2019 code for a protein of 638 amino acids.
GAAAAGACUGCGAUUGGCAGAACUUUGCGCUCGUAGCCUCGAACUUGCGCCGCUCGCCAGCAUGCCUGCCGCAAAGGAGCCGAGCCGUCACACAAAAGCAAGAUGGAGGAUCUCGCAGUCGAAGUAUGCGGCGAAAACGGAGCAUAUUAUAAGGCCUUUGUCACCGAUGUCUUUGAGGAUGAAGUAUUGGUCGCCUUCGAAAAUGACUGGCAACCUGAAUCGAAAUUUCCGUUUGCUCAAGUUCGUCUACCUCCCAAAGACGGCCCCAAAGCAGAGUUUACAGAGAGCCAAGAAAUUGAAGUGUUCUCCCGAGCCAAUGACCAAGAGGCAUGUGGAUGGUGGAGAGCUAUUAUUAAGAUGAUGAAGGGAGGCUUCCAAGUCGUGGAAUACUUGGGAUGGGAUUAUACGUAUACAGAAAUUGUAGGAAGUGAACGACUGAGGGCAAAAAAUCCAAAUCCUCCAAUCGACAAGAAUACGUUUCACAAGAUCGAAAUUGAAGUACCUGAAGAUUUGCGCGAAUUUGCAAAAAUGGACAAUGCACAUAAGGAAUUUCAAAAGGCAAUAGGAGCGGCAGUGUGCCGAUAUGUGCCUGAACGAGGAGUACUGCUGGCCAUCUCCCGUCGCGAAAAUACACGUCGUCACAGUAACAUGCUCCAGGAGAUGCACUUCCGCAACUUUUCGCAAAAGGUUCUACUGCUGAAAAGGACAGAAGAAGCAGCACGCCAGCUCGAAUCAACCAAACUUCAAACGAUCGGAGGCAAAUUUAGAUCUUCAAACUUUAUAUAUCAGCGUGUCUCAGACUUUGAGGCAGGAAUGAGAACAAAUUUAAGAUACACGGACGAAUUUAAUGUUCGGGAAGACCUCAUGGGACUGGCCAUUGGCGCUCACGGUGCGAAUAUACAGCAGGCGAGAAAAGUUGAAGGAAUCACUAAUAUAGAAUUAGAGGAAAAUUCUUGUACGUUCAAGAUAUACGGUGAGACUCACGAAGCCGUGAAGAAAGCCCGUUCUAUGCUGGAGUACAGUGAAGAGUCUAUACAAGUGCCACGCGUCCUUGUAGGGAAAGUAAUUGGAAAAAAUGGUCGCAUUAUACAAGAAAUUGUCGACAAAAGUGGUGUGAUAACAUCUGGCUCGAGUGGGAAUGUACAUACUGAUAGAGUGCGAGUUAAAAUCGAAGGAGACAAUGAACCUCAACCGACACUCCCACGGGAAGAGGGACAGGUACCCUUUGUAUUCGUUGGCACGGUCGAGAGCAUUGCCAAUGCAAAAGUUUUACUGGAGUAUCACUUGGCUCAUCUUAAGGAAGUCGAGCAGCUUCGGCAGGAGAAACUUGAAAUAGAUCAACAAUUACGAAGCAUGCAUGGAUCGACUACCGGACCAAUGCCGAGUUUUCCACCUACAAGACGAGGCAUGGCUUCAGGACCUGAAGAAGGUGGUAGUGGUGGACGUGGUGGUCGUGGUGGCCAAUCUAGAGGACGUGGAAGGGGCAGGGCUCCCACAAGACACAAUGCCGGAUCACGACGAGACACUUUGGACGGUAGCGAGGAUCGCGUACGAAAUCUCCCACCCAGAGGUGGUCAUCAAGGUCAAGGAGGACCCGGAAAUUCAGGUUACAUGGGCGGAAGGCAAGGUCGACCACCGGUGCAACGUAGAGAUCGCAGAGACGACCGUCGCCGAACGACCGACGACGAAGACACAGUUCUCGACAGUCAAGACGUCUCGAGCAUUGACAGAGAAUCGGUAUCAAGCGUGGAGGGAGGACCUAGAGGAAUAAGACGAAGAGGACAUCGACGUUCUCGUCAGCGCAGUACGACACCAGCCAACAGCCAAAAAGGUAGCAAUGCAGGACCGAGUGAUCAAUCAACAAUAACCAGCAAGGAAGGAACACCAUCGAAUGACGUGAUCAUAUCCAACAGUAGCUCUCAAGGACCCAAGGGCCAAAGAGAACCUAGAUCUCGCCACUCUCGUAUAUCUCAGAGCAAUAAGCCCAAGGAGGCUCUGGUUAACGGUACCAGUGGCUAAGCAUUCCGUAACGUGGAAAGGCCGCCACCGUCGUAAUAUAUUACACCCGAUGAGAGCUAAUAACAUCAGCACGUAACAUGACGCAUACCCACGCAAGGACUACACGAUUAUGGAUCGCGACAUGAUUAGUCUAUGCUCGUUGUUAAGACUGUUUGCUACCAAUAAGAAUAUGACAGUUGUUUAAGAAAUCAUCAUUCUCCUUAAAAGAAAGAAAUGAGAAAAAAGAGCGGGGGGGGGAGAGAGAGAGAGAGAGAGAGAGAACAUUUAAGGACACAUAUUAAUAUCCAUGCAUGGUUUAGUUUAAUGAUACGCGGUUACGCUAUCAUGUUUGAUAUAUGGACACAUUCAUUGGGAGGUAGUAGCGGCACAAUUCGGCAUGAGAAGACAAACCUCUCCACCCUGAUUGUGAAACUGUGCCUCAUUUUUAUACCGACCUCCUAACUUUAUCUGACAGUGCUUUUGGUGUACUUUAAUAGUGCCCUUCUCACUCCUCCAGACACUCGUUAAUAUGUUUAACGAACCAACGAUAGGCUGGUUAUUCGCGGCUCGUACGUCAAUUACCGAUUCGAAUAAAUUUCACUCUAGAAAUGUCAUUGGACGGAUAGUACAAGACUAACCGUCUCCUCAGGCCGUUAACCGCCAUCUUUACGGCAGAUGCUCUAAUGGAUAGUACGUCUAUUACUUAAUUAGAUACGUGCUCAUAUUUUGUUAGGGAGGCUGCAAUUUAACACUGACGAGACUUCGAGUUGGCCUUUGUGCCCGGGACAAGGCAAGAUAAAAUGGCGAGACGUAACCGAUUGGCCAGUUCGAGGCCAGUUGCAAUCCGAUGUAGGACGUUGUUACGAAUUUUCUAUGUUGCUUGACUCGCGUUGAGACGCGUUUUUUUUUUCUUCUUUCUUUCUUCUCAAAAUAUAACGAUUAGGAACCCACUGACGCAGGAUCGAUUUGAAGGCGGGAAAGAGAAAGAACAGAAAAAUGUAAAACGCUUCUUCCGAGCGCUUCCAACGUAAACGUGUCCGUUUUACGCCAUUGCUAGAAUGAAAUUUACUGCGAUAGAGCAAGACACCAAAACGAAAAGAAAAGAAAAGAGAAGAGUUGUAAUGAUUUUUCGUUGUUAAUUUUGACAAUGACAGGCGGCAGCUGUAUAAAAUCCUGGUUCAACGGUAUUCCCAAUGAUGUUCCUUCUAUUUACUUCGCAAGAUUGAGUUGUUUUUGGUUUACAAUUAUUAAUAGAGUUACUUAACAAUACUAGAUUUUUAUGUUUCAAUGCUGUGCUAAUUAAUCAUGCCUUGAUCAACGCUAAAAUGGCUUUUUUGAUUACAAGAGAGACACAGACAGGUGUGCACAAGGGGUUGGUUUCGUUUCCCGGUACACUUCUUACAUAAUUUACCAUUUCUUUUUUCUUCCCUUUUUUCCUUUUUUCCUUUUGUACUACCGUGUAAGCAUAACUAUAUCGAAUUAUAGAAUUUGGUAUAGAGUUCGUUUCUCUCCAUUGUUUCAACAUGAUUUAAAACGAAAGUAAAGAUAUACUUAGUAAUACCAAUGUAUGAUGUGCCAGAGAAGGAAUGAUACAUGUUUUAUGAUAUCUAGCUGAAGUGCAAACUUAGCGCAUACCUUUAUUACUAUAAUACUACUUAGUCAAAAUGUGGAUGUCUGAACAAAUAAACUAGCUUUACUAUACUAAGCUAUAAAAUAGAUAUGGUCAGCCGUUUUAAAUUGAGCGUCAAUUUAAAACAGUUGUCUCUCUUCUUCCGGAUAUGACAACAACUAAUCGGACGUGUCUCAUGGAUUUUGCAAAACUCACGACGGUUGAUGCAACUUAUUGACACUUAACAAAAUAGCUGCCAUAAUAUCUGAAUAUCAUUAUGGUAGCAGAAAAAAAGAAACUGAGAUAUCCCCCAACUUGCUUGUUUCAGAUACAUUUGUAUUGAUUGCAAUUUGUGCAUAAUUUAAGAAUAAAACAUUUCUGUACAUAGA